Messenger RNA from Schizosaccharomyces octosporus yFS286, 1691 nucleotides. RefSeq names its product intermembrane space protein sorting protein. Gene Ontology annotation, molecular function: phosphatidic acid transfer activity. Gene Ontology annotation, cellular component: mitochondrial intermembrane space. NCBI's taxonomy places the organism in Eukaryota, Fungi, Ascomycota, Schizosaccharomycetes, Schizosaccharomycetales, Schizosaccharomycetaceae. The record is from RefSeq and is a predicted model, not a curated record. Gene Ontology annotation, biological process: phospholipid transport. Bases 344 to 901 code for a protein of 185 amino acids. The transcript has a single exon.
CUGAAGUCUCGUUUAAACGUCUUUACCUUUUUUAUAGUUGAGCGUUAAAUAUUAUUGGACUAUAAAUCCGCCUUCUUCGUCCAAGAAAGCUUUCAGAGUUGGAAACCGCCAUCUACCAAUUCUCUCUUUUUCACAGUUUUUAAAGGAAAAAUCAAAAAAUUGUGAGGCGAUUCUUAUUACUGACAAAGAAAGUUGAUACUUUAAACAUCUUGUUGAAUUUGUUGCCGCGAAGGCUUUUAAAAAAAAAGAAAAAAGAAAAUUAAAUUUUCAGGGACCUGGGUAUAGUUUUUCUCGUUAGUUUUCUUUGUUUGGUAUUCAAAAUAAUUUAAAACCCUUUGUUACAAUGAGAAUUUUCGAAAAUUGCCAUUUAUUUCACUAUCCUUUUGAAAAGGUUUCCGCUGCCCAUUGGCAAAAAUAUCCAAACGAAUACGCUACUCAUGUGGUCGCUGUUGAUACCCUAGACCGAAAGGUGCUUCCUGAUACGCAAACCUUGUACACGGAAAGAUUGAUUACUUGUCGUCAAGGUGUUCCUCGAUGGAUUCUCAAGCUAGUCGACGGUGCGCAAGAAUGCUAUGUUCGGGAAGUUAGCUACAUGGAUCUGAAAUCACGUACCUUGACGCUUUACUCGUCUAAUAUGACUUUCUGUGAUCGUCUUCGUGUACAUGAAACAGUAACGUACUCUCCCCAUUACGAGCUCAAUGCUACCGUGUUCCGACAAGAGGCACGCAUUGAGGCCCUUGCAUACAUGAAGCGCUUGGCUAACAUUGUUGAGCAAUGGUCCGUAGACCGUAUAAGUCAAAAAGCAUCCAUCGGCAAACUUGGAUUUGAGAAUGUUUUGAAACAGAUCAAUCUAUCCGUGUUUCAUCAGCUCCCUGUACCUUCAUCGGAUGCAAAUUCUUAAAUAGAAUAAAAAGAGAAGGGAUAUAUUCACUUACCUUCUUUCGCUUUUCUAAAAGGCACUUAACUAUAUCUUAUCCUCCUCUCCUAAUUUAACAGGUUUCUAAAAGCUAUUAUCACAAAGAUUAUUUACUAGAAGCGUUUUGCAUUAUCAGAUGCAAUUAUUAUUUGGUUAUUUUUUUUUAUAUUUUGACUGUGACUUGGUGGACAUUCUUUCGGACCUUGCUAUUUAAUGGAAACAAUUAUUACAGUUUCACAUAUCUUGCCUUUAAUCUAUCUAAUUAUCUUGAAUGAAAAAGAAAACGAUUGCUUUGUCUAGAAUUGAGUUUGCGUCUAUGACGAACUCUCAAGUUUAGGUCUUUUUUGUGGUACAGUUAUGAUUAUAGCUAAAACUGCCUAUCUCUUUUCCUUACCAUCUUGAAACAGUGUCUUACUUGGCAUUUUCUCUUUUACUACUUAAUUACGAUUGUCAUAAAUGAUUGACCGACUUUCCCUGUAGGGAAAUGAGAAAAAUACAGCGCAAAUGCUAUCCUGGAGCAUUUGUAUUUUCCUAUUCUUUCUUUGGUACUGAAAAUGGUAAUUAAACUGAUUAUUAUUUAAUUUUUUAAUACACAGAAGAAGGCAGUUUUGUGUUGCUUUUACCUACUGGAUUUAGCAACUACAGGGAAAACAGCUAUUUGAUGAUUAUAAUAAUAAUAAAAAUAGAUAAAUAAAGGGAAAAAGGUGAAUUUAAGAAUUUAUGGUUUCUAGAGUAAAAAGAUAGUUGUAUCCAUAUCUUUUCAUAUGAUUAUGAU